ACGGUUAACAUUUAUGUUCUGGAAUAAUAAAAGAAUAAUCCAUUGACACAUAUCAAUUUUCGUCAUUGUCCUUAGUUUUGUGUUGUUUCUGUGUUAAAUGUGUUAAUUAUACAAUAUUUAAAAAAAAAAAUCAAAAUGAAUCUCGAAAACUCAGGUUUCCAUGUGCUAAAACUCCUUGGCGAGGGUACAUUUGGCAAAGUUUUCUUAGCCGAAACUGCAAACCAUCGUCACCCGGUUUGUGUGAAACAAAUUGUAAUGCAAAACCCCUCGACCGAACUGAAAAUGAUCCGUGAAGAAGUCUACAUCAUCUCUCAGCUCAAACAUCCUCGCAUAAUAAAAUUCCUGCAAUCGUUUGUCCAAGGAGAAGUCGUCAACAUCAUAAUGGAAUACGCCUCAGGGGGGACAAUGCGAACAAUCAUCGAAAAUAACCUCAAAAAGCCGCUCACCCAAAGCGAACUUCUCGCCUACUUCUGUGAUAUGCUGAGUGGCUUGGAAUACCUUCACAUUCGUCACGUUAUCCAUCGCGACUUGAAGCCCGAGAAUAUUUUGAUCGAUAAGAAUAAUCGUAUUAAAAUUGCUGACUUUGGGAUUGCCCUGAUUCAUUCGAGUCAUGCCAAGAAGAUGGAUGCCCUUGGAACACCAUACUACCUGGCUCCAGAGAUAUUGAGGGGUUAUACGUGUGACUUUAAGGCGGACAUUUGGUCGCUGGGGUGUAUUUUGUAUGAAAUGUGCACGGGGUGUGGUCCGUUCAGCUUUGCCGAGACUAUGAGUGAAUUGAGGGCAAUGGUGUUGCAUAGCUCUUCGGCAUUUUAUCACUGCAAGAAGAUGGAGCUGUACUACGGGAAGAUGUGGUCGGGGCUUUGCGAGAGAAUGCUGACCUAUGACCGAACGCAAAGGAUACCAUUGCCUGAGAUUGUUAAGUUUAAUCCAACGAUUACAUUGUAUUUUUAUAAUUUGUAUUUUGACUACUCAUACUGACUCUUGUUUAUUUUUGUUUGUUUCUAUUUUAAUGUUUAACGUUGUAAAAGUCUUUGAUUAAAAAUGUGAUUGUUU
This is a messenger RNA of Eupeodes corollae, 1053 nucleotides long. Its product is annotated as serine/threonine-protein kinase Nek5-like. Gene Ontology annotation, molecular function: ATP binding; protein kinase activity. The record is from RefSeq and is a predicted model, not a curated record. Gene Ontology annotation, biological process: protein phosphorylation. The transcript has a single exon. Bases 136 to 978 code for a protein of 280 amino acids. NCBI's taxonomy places the organism in Eukaryota, Metazoa, Arthropoda, Insecta, Diptera, Syrphidae.